UUGUUGACGGACCGACCCGAAGGACCGGAGCAAGACAAAAGACAAGAUAGCCUAAGUUUAGAGAGGUUAUGUGUUGUGUAGAUAGUGUUACUCCUCCCAUUUUUUUAAAUAAGUAAAGUGGUUAAGGUAUUCUGCUAAAGAAAGCUAGAGAGAUGAUACGUCCAAAUUCACCCAGUAGUAUGAGCCUUACAAAGUUACAAAUUGUGCCUUGGUUCAGCAAGGAAGAGUGGCUGGAUACGUAUAGUAAUGCUUAUUCUUCCAGUUUUCACUUACGAGAGAAAGCAUACACUCAGAUGUGCAUUUGGAAAGCUAGGUUUCCCAACUUGCCAAUGGGAGUGGAAUGUACCAUGAGCACUUUGCAUGUUAAGCUGUGUGACAAACCUGAAGACAACACUUACCAAGACAGGGACCUCCAACUACUAUACUCAACAGCAGUAAUGAGGUUCCUUAAUCAGCUGACAGUGUUGUCUGAUCGCAAAGACUCUAUGUACAAGAUGGCAGAGCUGUAUCAGCUGCCUGAUUGGAUCAUCAACUUAAGACACGAGGCUGCACACGGCAACUCAGUGCCUGCCUUGUACUUACUGCGACAAGCUGCAGAUAUCAUUCUGCAGUGGCUGGAAGAAAAUUAUUGGAAAGUGGAAGAAGAAGUCAUGAAAGAUGUUAUCAAGAACCCAGAACAGGAUAAAAUAAGGAUUUGUUCAAAUAUAAAAAAUGUAUUAGACUUAUGGGUGACUUUGAAAACACAAUACUGGUCAGAAUUGAGAACUAUUGAUCAAAUUGGGGAUGCAAAUAUAAGGAAGCAGGCCAUGGAUCUAGUAAUGCAAGGGAGGACUGGAAUAAAACUAUCUAAAGAAACAAAAAACCAAGAAGGAACUUAUAGUUUUAAAACAAGAGAAAAUUGCCAAGAUAUUUCAAUGGAGGACAACAAUGUAAUCGAAAAUAUUCCUGAAACAAGUGAAGAAUACACUCACAAAAUAAAAACAACUUUUGAUCCUUUACUGAAGAAGAUUUUAGAACCAUUAAAAGCCAAAUCCUUCCGAAAAAUACUGUAUCAAAAUUGUCUCAUUGAUUCUCUUAUCCGUCACAAAAGCUUCUGCCCGCCAAUAGAUGUUGAACAAUUGUCUGAGUCACAAGCACUGGAGUUGAUGUCUCUACUGGAAGAUUUGUGGAAAGAGAUCAUUGAAGGUUUGCAAGCCAAUGACAUUCUGCACUGUCUGUUGAAACAGCUGAUAUUACAUGAGGACCAGCUGAUGUCCAGUCAGCUGUGGUUGAGGCUUGUCAGUCAGCUGAUCGCUGGUCACCCCCCACCCCACCCUCCUGGAACCCUUGAAGUAUCUCAAAUGGUCAUUGAGGCCCUACCUACUGCAGUAAAACCUGAGGUGUUAAAAAUAAGGGUAAAUCUGCUACAUAUGCGGUAUAAUAAACCUAUGGAACUGAAGUCAGCAUCAGCAGAUGAACUACAUGUGCUGCAAGAGUUGGGUAGGAGAGUUUUAGAUCACCCCACAAGAUUCACCACCCAGUAUUUGCACAGUUUGCUGAGCCUGUGGGAACCCCGGAUGAGUUGGGAGACGAGAGAGAAACUGUGUGCUCUGGCGAGGAUAUACAACGGACAACAGCCUCUGAGGAACCCUCCGACUCAGGUGUACACCUCCGCGUCUUUCCUGGGGGAGCAGGAAGAGAAGGAGGAGGUGAUGUCCACUGAGAGUGCGGACAGUCAGUCAUCUCCCUGGACACUGUAUACUGGAGAUGCAGAUUGGAGUCAAAGUGCCUUAGGAGCUUUACCACAGUGAAAACUACAAUAAAG
Messenger RNA from Macrosteles quadrilineatus (aster leafhopper), 1804 nucleotides. RefSeq lists its product as uncharacterized. Gene Ontology annotation, biological process: maturation of LSU-rRNA; maturation of 5.8S rRNA. Gene Ontology annotation, cellular component: preribosome, large subunit precursor; Las1 complex. The coding region runs from base 153 to 1790 and encodes 545 amino acids. The transcript has 10 exons. Lineage: Eukaryota; Metazoa; Arthropoda; Insecta; Hemiptera; Cicadellidae. The record is from RefSeq and is a predicted model, not a curated record. Gene Ontology annotation, molecular function: endonuclease activity.